Messenger RNA from Acanthosepion pharaonis, 1170 nucleotides. The record is from the annotation of a GenBank genome assembly. Lineage: Eukaryota; Metazoa; Mollusca; Cephalopoda; Sepiida; Sepiidae.
AUGAGAGCUACCUCGGAAAUUCAUCUCUUUCUUUGUUCCCAUUUGUCUUUUUCAGUGGUAAACGCCGACAAUGGUGACCUCCUGUCUUCAGUCGAAAAAACUCUAAAGUCGGAAAAUAAGGGCAACGAAACCCCGAAGGUAACAGCUAUCACGAAAGUUGACAUUCCCUCAGAACACAUCCAUGACGUUUUCACUGGUGAUGACGACAAUAGCGAGGAGGAAGUGGAAGAAGGACCCGAGGGUGAAGCCACGGCUGAAAAAAAGAAUAUGCCGUCUAUUGUUUCCAGUGAGGAAUCUGACGAGUCCAGCUUUGAUGAAGACCUCAAAGAUCUUCAGAAAUCUUCCAAAGUCAUGGCAAAUUACCUUCUUGAGACUGGCAAUUUCGAAAGAUUUGAGGAUGCUCUACGCGACAUCGUCAAAGUUGGAUUGAUGACUGUCAGCGAGGCUAAUGAAUAUGAGAAGAUUGUUUUAGAGGAAUACGAAAGACUAUUGGCCCUUGAGAAAGCCGAGGAAUUUCAGGCAAAAGAAUAUGCUGAACGCGAGUAUGACAUUCCUUACCAAGUGAGUAACGAUAUGUCCUCCGAUGAGCAAGCCGACGAAUCUAUGAAUGUCAAGCGGUACAUUGCUAGACACCGAGACAUGCUGUCUCCACCCACUCGCUCUUACUCAGGCCCAGAAUAUGCUGAUUACACCGAACCCCUCCAGGCUUACAACGGAUACGACCCCAAUCAAAUGGAGUCAUCUGAAGCUCAGGAUAGCAACGAAUGGUUGAACAGACUUCUGGAACAGGCCAAAGCCGCAGAAUAUCCAGAAGAAAGAGAAUCUUAUAUUGGACAUUCCAGAGAAAACUCGCCAGCUGAGCAAGCGAGAAUCCGAAGAAUAGUUCAUAACAUGUUUGAUUCGGAAUCGCUGUCCAAAAGUUACGCGCCCCGCGUUUCGUCUGAAGAAGACGAAAACGAGGAAGAGGACGAAAUGAUGGAGCCAAUCCCCGAAGAGGUUAACCAGUACGAGUCUGAAGAACCAGUGUCGGCCCUGAAGUCGUUGGCAAAGAUGCAUAGGCCGGAAGCCAAGAGGGCAAUGGCAAAAUCUGAAACAAAACACCAGGCGAAGAAACAAGACGGGUCUGCCACAGAGAGAAAGAAGAAGAAGAAGACGAGGAAGGUGAAAUAA